This is a messenger RNA of Klebsormidium nitens, 14931 nucleotides long. NCBI's taxonomy places the organism in Eukaryota, Viridiplantae, Streptophyta, Klebsormidiophyceae, Klebsormidiales, Klebsormidiaceae. The record is from the annotation of a GenBank genome assembly.
GGAGAAAGCAGGAGACAGGAGACAGGAGACAGGAGGGUGUGAGUCUCAAAGCUGUUCAUCAAGAAGCUGCCCCAACCAGCAAACAGACAUGGACUUUGAUGCUGGCAUUGCACUGCACGGUCGGUGAAGAUUGCAUGCAAGCAGGAAAAAGACAAUGUAACUGCAUCAACAAGAAAGCAAGCUUGUCUUUGGACGUGCUCAGAUGUGUGGCAAAUGGAGCUGAAAAACUACCACUACCUUUUUCCAGAUAAAAGCUUCAAUCUUCGAUGAUCACCCACGUUUGAAAGUAGAGAGCGAACAAAGGCGACGGCAAAAUGGUGUUUGAAGCGCAGCUUGUUAGCGUGCUGCAGAGGUACUUGGGCACUUAUGUCCAUGGCCUCAGCAGGGAGGCGCUGUCCGUCAGUGUGUGGAAGGGUGAUGUUGAGCUGCGGAAUCUCAAACUCCGAGCGGAGGCGCUGAACGCCCUCGACCUGCCCAUCAGCGUAAAGGCGGGCUUCCUUGGCAGCAUCACCCUGAAAGUUCCCUGGAAUCGCUUGGGACAGGAGCCCGUGAUCGUGCUGCUGGAUCGCAUCUUCCUCAUAGCAGAGCCGUACACAGGCGCGGAACGUGCUCGGGUGGAUCCGGACGAGGAGGACGUUCCAGCGGUGUUUGAGUCGAAGCGGCGGAGGAUUGAGGAGGCGGAACUGCAGUACGUCAAGAAGAAGGGCAAGGCGACCGCAGAGGCGCAACAAAACUCCGGGUGGCUCCAGGGCCUGAUCUCCACUAUCGUUGGCAACUUGAAGCUGUCGGUGACCAAUGUGCACGUUCGCUACGAAGAUGGCACCAGCAAUCCUGGUCACUUCUUCGCCAUGGGCUUCACUCUGGCCAAAUUGGCGGCAGUCACUGUGGACGAGGAAGGAAACGAAACCUUCGCUACCAGCAACGCCCUGGACCGAUUGCGCAAGUCCGUGGAGAUGUCCCGGUUGGCAGUGUACGCCGACCCCGACUCGGAGCCGUUCCGCGUGCGUAAGCCCUGGGGCGAGCUCACCGCCGACGAGUGGGCCGCCAUCUUCGAGCGCGGCAUUCGCGACGACGAGUCGCUGGCGGCGCCCGUGGCCGUGUUGGAGCAGAGCGGGAGAAGCGAAGGUGACGAAAGGCGGCCUCUGCGGCACUACCUGCUGCGCCCCGUCAGUCUCGGGGCCCGCUACAGCAAGCUGUCCAGCCAGGAGAUUGAGCGGCGGCCGGACGUACCGUUGCACAUGGCGUCGGCGACGCUGCAAGACGUCACGCUGACGUUGGAGCAGGCCCAGUUCCGCGACGCAAUGAAGCUGCUGGAGUCGUUCAACAAGUACAGCAAGCUGCAGAAUGUGGCGCACCUGCGGCCGCGCAAGAAAGUGCGCGAGGACCCGCGCGCCUGGUGGCGCUUCGCCCUCAAGGGCGUCAAGCAACAGGUGCUCAAGCACAGAGCCACGCUUGACUGGCAGGACCUGGUCCAUUUAGCGCAUCUCCGCCGCAAGUACAUCCCGCUGUACGGACGCCUGCUGACAUCAGCGCAGCCUGGGCAGAACGUGGGCGACAACUCGGACAUCAAGGCCAUGGACCGGGAGAUCCCGGUCGAGACCGCCGCUCUGUGGCGAAUCAUCGCCCACAAACAGGCGGACCAGGUCGCUCGAAGGCGCGCCCAGGAGGAGGCGGAGCGGCGGCAGGAGGCGUCCAAGUCGUGGUGGAGCUACCUCGGAUUCGGCGGUGGAGGCUCCAAGGGCCAGGUAGAGCGCCCCGAGGCCCUGUCCGAAGCGGAGUGGGCAAAGAUCCAACAGCUGGUGGGCUUAGACGAGCCCGGGGCGGCCAACCUGGCCGCAAUGUACGGCCAGGAAGGGCCCAACAUGCUCCAGGUGGCACUUGACGUCACGUUCCACCGCAGCCAGGUCCGGCUGCUCGGGAGAGCGGAAGACGACGAAGUUCUGAGGCUGGGGAGCGAGGGGUUCCUGGUUGGGGCGCGAGUGUACCCCCAGAUGAAAGUCGCGCGAAUUGGACUGGAGCGAUAUGGGGUGCACGUGCCAGAGGGGAAGCUGCUGCAGAGUAUUCUAAGGAAGGACGUCAAGGAGACGGUGUCCCUCGAGUUCGUCCUCGCCCCAUUAAACCGUUCCGACCUCGACUGGUCCCUAGCCGCCACGUGUGCCCCCGCCCACAUCACCAUCUGGCGCGCCAGCGUCGACCGCGUGCUCGACUUCUUCCAGGCCGGGCGGGCCGCCAGCCCGGCAACGGUGCAAGACACAGCUGCGGCACUGCAGGUGAAACUAGAGGAGGCGAGGAAGAGCGCCACGCAGCAACUUCAGGCGGCGAUGCAGCAGAAACCCCGCUUCAGUAUCGACCUGGACCUGGAUGCCCCCAAGGUGGCGAUUCCCACCAGCUAUCUUGCGGACGGGGGAGGUAACACGCAGCUGCUGGUGGACCUCGGACACUUUACCGUCCGUACGGACGACGAUCCGACAGACCUAUCCAAGGAAGAGAUCGACCUGUACACCCGCUUCAAGCUCAACGCCACCGACAUCUCCGCCUUUCUCAGCGACGGCGACUGGGACUGGGAAGCCCGGGCUCCUCUUCACGAAGCACCCGAGUGCAAGACAGGGGAAGACAACCAACCGGGUGGUCGCCUCGAAGAGGAGGCCGAAGGUUCUACGUCUAGAACGAGUGGGGAGGAGACCCCGGGCCAGCAGACGGAAGGCCCCACUUCGAGAGUGCUCUCGUUACUGGACAACACUGGGCUAACUGUAGCCCUUCAUCAGAUCUUCAUGCCCCACCCGCGGUAUCCGACCACCCGGGUGGCCCUCCGCGUCCCGCUGCUCGGCUUCCACUUCUCCCCCGCCCGCUACCACCGACUGAUGGCCGUCGUGGAUGCCGUGCUGCCCAAGAGCGAGCCCGAACAAAAGCUGGACGAGCGCGCGGAGAAAGAUGGGGAGCUGCGGCCGUGGGGACCGGCCGAGCUGGAGGGCCCCGUGCACGUCCUGAGAUGGGAGGGCCUGACCCGCACGCAAGCCACGUGGAAGCCCGCCUGGGGUCUCUUGGCGGGCGUCUACCUGUACCUUCUCGAUCACAAAGACGCCGACACGUACAUGCACUACACCGGCCUGAUCGGGAAGCAGGUUCGGGACGUGCCCCCGGACAAGAUCCAAGGGUGCGAGCACGUGGUCGCGGUGAUGGACCCCGGGGCGUCCGUCGACAGCAUCGCCCAGGCGACGAACGCGGUCGUCCUGCGCUUUGACUCGGAGGCCCGCAAGGAGCAGUGGAAGGCGGCAAUGCAGAACGCCGUCUACCGGGCGUCCGCCCCGGCCGCCCUCACCCUCCUUAGCGGCGACUCUGGCAGCGAGGAAGGCAGCGAGUUCGACGCCGCGAGCCAACCCGAGCACGAAGUGACGCCCGGAGGGAUCCCCCCGGGGCGUGCCAACACACCAGAGGGCAGGCUGGUCGAAGCAGUCGUGGAAAAGGCGAGUGACCGGGAGGAGCUGAACCCGGCACUGCAGCAGAACGUGUUCUUAGUCGGAGUGCUAGACGUUCUGCGGGUGGACGUGGACGGGUCCCGAAACGGGGGAGAAGAGUUUCCGCUGUUACAGGUGCGGGCGUCGGGCACCCGGGUGGAAAUGGUACAACGAAUGUACGAUAUGUCGGUUGGAAUGGUGCUCCAGUCGGUGGAGAUUGAGGAUUUGUUGCACGGGGGAACGGCCCCCGAGUGCCGCUUCCUGGCCCGGUCGUUUUUGGCGGCGCGGGAGGAUCUAGAUCGGAGCAAAAGCGAAGAGGCGCAAGCGCUGGAGGCGCUGGAGAAGGAGUCGGGCUGGGAUAAGGUCGACGAUGAGGGGGGAUCUAGAAGAAGUGGGAGAGAGGAGAGCGGGAAAGGCGGAGAGGGGGCGGGAAGAGGACCAGAGGAAGGCAGCGAGAGGAAAGAACGGACCAGUGGGGGCAGGCCGCCCCGUGCAGAGGGGGGAAAGAGGGGGGCUGCGACCGAAAGUACCGCAACUAGGUCGGAAGGAGAAGGCGAUCCCAGCAGAGACCCUAUGAACAACGCGAGUGAAGCAGAGGAGGAAACCGCCGGAAGCCGCAACACGGAGAGAGCCGAGGAAGGAAUGCAAAGCCCCAGGACGCCGAAGGGCGAGGUGGAAAAGCUUGACGGAGACGACUUUUACGACGCCGCAAGCACCCUCUCCCGCUCAGACAGUUCCAGGUCUGGUCGUUCCGUUCGUUCCGGUCGGUCACCCAGCCUGGGUCCCCGGACCGUGUCCAGUCAUGGCAGCGUUUACUUCGACGCGCCGGAGGGGGGCGCCAGCCCGAGGGGCCGCAGACUGGAGCUGCUCCCCCCCUCGUUCAAGGAGAGCGGGAUUCUGAAGUUGGAGGAGAAGGAUGACCAGGAGGAGACCGGCGGAAAGGGGAGCACGUUCGUGAAAGUGGUGGCGAUUAUGCGCCAGACGCAGAGUCCGGAGUAUAGGGGAGUGGAUACACAAGUGGUGCUAGACAUGGCAACGCUCGACUUCUUUUUCAACCGCCCGACGGUGCUGGCGUUGAUGGAUUUUGUGCAGCAGAUCACGGAACCCCCCAAAGGCGAAGAGGGCGAAGCUGGGCCCCUGGAUAAGGGGAAACAGAAAGUGGGGGGUGAGGAAGAGAGGCGAAAGGAGGGGAGGGAACACGAAGGGGCAGAAUCAAAGGAGGGGCCGGCGGAAGGAGAGGAUAAGGAAGCGGAAAAAGGAAAAGACGAGGGCGAGGAAAGCAAGGGGACCGUUGUCAGCAAGUUCGAACCGGCGGCGCUGGAACCGGGCAAGUCUACGGAGAAGCCGGCGGUCAUAAGCGGGCUGCUGGGGCAUGGAAAAAGCCGGGUGAUCUUCGGGCUUGAAGUGCGCAUGCAACGGGUGCAGGUGGUUUUGAAUCAGGAUCAGGGGGGGAUCCCUUUAGGCGUCCUAGCGAUGCUGGACUUGUCCAACGAAGUCCGCGUCUUCCCGUCGUCGUUUGCGGUGAAAGCCGAGCUUGGGUCCUUGAGGAUAAGCGAUGCGCGCCUGGGGGAGGGGCACCCGUACGGGGAAAUGUUUGGAAUGCAGAGCGCCGCCGGGGGGUCGUUCAUCAUGGCGAGCUUUGAGUCGUACGACCCGGGGGAAGACGAGUACUUCGGCUACGACUAUAGCUUAUGCGUACGGCUGGCGGCGGUGCGCACGGUUAUACUGUACCGCUUCGUGCAAGAGCUCAGCGCAUACUUCAUGGAUCUCAUUCCGCCCGGGACGGGAGCGGAAACGGAAAAGCAGCUGCGGGCGACGGUCGCGGGGGUGGAGCAGUGGAUCCAGCAGUCGGACGUGCACGGACAGCCCGCGAUCCAGUUGGACGUCCAAAUGGAGAGUCCGGUGAUUCUAAUGCCAGAGUGCAGCGAUAGUAAGGACUACAUCGAGCUAGCGAUUGAGCGGAUAGCGCUGAAUAACGAGGCGCAAUGGAAGGGCGGAGAGGGAGAGGAGGAUAUGGCGGCCGUUAGGUUAGACGUGAUGACGCUGAGCAUAGAGGGGCUGGGGGUGCGCGUCGGGGGGGAGGGCGGUCAGGUCGGGCACGAGAUUGUGGAAGAGGCGUCGGGACUGCAGGUGGUUGCAGUACGGCCGCUGCGCGACGUCCUGAAGCAGGUUCCCGCGAUCGACAUCACGGUCGCGGUGGACAAGCUCAAGGCCGGAAUGGCCAGCUCCGAGUACCAGGUGGUUUCCCGGGUCGCCUUAACCAACCUCAGUGAGGAACCCCACCUACCGCCCAAGCUGCGCAACGCCGAAAACGAGGCGCCAGCUCCUGGGGGUCAGCAGACCGCGGCAGAUCAAGCCCCCCAAAACGAGAUUGUCGAGGCGGGAGGGACGGGGCUUUUGCCAGAGGAUGAGGAGAAGCUGCAGGAAGUGGAAGGGGGGGUGGGCACGGGUGGGGAAAGUGGGGGGGCAGAAAAAAAGGGGCAACCCUGGGCGAGCGUGCGGUUGACGGUGGACGUCCGGAGCGUGGAGGUGGAGCUGUACACUUCGGACACGAGAGAGACGUCGCUGGCGCUCGUGCAGAUGGAGGGCCUGUGGGCGGCCUACCGAAUGACGACCAGCCAGGUGUCUGUCAUCAACGCGUCCCUGCUGCGCCUCCACCUGCUCGACCUCCGCGACUCCACCGACGACUCGAUGCGCUUCCUCGUCGGGAGCACCGUCGAUGUCGACCCAGACCACCCCCUGCACGCGGGCGCCGAAGCAGCAGAGGGAUCCCCCUUGCUGACGCUGCUCGUCGUGGACGCCCAAAUCGCGCCGGACAGCAUAACCGUCAGCGUCCGGCUGCAGCGUCCGCGAGUACUGGUUGUCGUCGACUUUCUCCUGGCGGUGUUCCAGUUCUUCAUCCCCCACAUGGCGAUGCUCCCUGGCGGGGGGGUCGCGGACGAGGGCAAGGCGCAGAAGCUGGACCCCCUAGGGACGCAGCACGAUAUUCGGCUCCGUGGGGGGGUGUACGAGCAGUCGGAAGAAGAGCUGGCGCUGUCCCCCGGGCGGCAGCUGGUGGCGGAUCGCCCCGGGGUGGCGGAGUACGUUUACGACGGAAAGGGGGGGACGCUGGUGCUGAAGGAUCAGGAGGGGGAGGUGCUGCAUAAGCCCCCUGCGACCCCCCUGAUCAUCAUCGGCCCGGGGAAGAAUCUGAGAUUCCGCAACGUGACGAUCAAGGGCGCUGCGUUCCUGGACUGGUCGGUCCAGCUGGGCGCUUGUAGCCGCUACACAGUAGAAGAAGCGGACGGUGUCACGCUGGAGGCGAGCCGGCAGGCCAUCGCGCAAGCCCACGAGGUGCCCCGCUCCGAGCAGCGCCUGACCAAGAGGGUGCAGAAGGGGCCGGAAGAAGUGGCUCAGGCGAAGCAGCAGCAGCAGAGCCCGCCAGUGAAAAUGUUGGUGCAUGCCCAAAUAUACAGCCCGGAGCUGACGUUCUACGACAGCACCCCCUGGCCAUCGGGCACGGUCGUCCGGCCGGAGCGCCUGCUGAGGCUCAAGAUGGACGCGCAUGCGACGUUGUCCAUGCGCGGCAACGACAUGUGGGCGCGGGGUCUCAUCAACGGGCUGACUGUGGAGGCCAGCAACGGUGUCAGCGUGGUGGAGCCUCUGACUGCCACGGCGGAACUGACGACCACCGGAGGGAAGCAGCUGCUGGCAGUGGCCCUGAGCCCGGUGGCGGUGCACCUGUCGUUCACGACGCUGCGCCUGCUGCUGCGGCUGCAGGCAGACAUCCUGGAAACGCUGCAGCUGACGUCCAGCCAGUUCACCGUCAAGUGCACGCAGUUUGACAGGAUCUGGCUCGGCAAAGGAAAUGCUGAGUUGCCGUCUAGCCGCCCGCUCUCUGUCUGGCGGCCACGUGUGCCGCCCGGUUAUGCCAGCCUGGGGGACUGCCUCGUCACAGGGCCCACUCCCCCGUCCAAGGCAGUCCUCGCCCUGAGCACCGCUUUCAGCCGCACGCGCAAACCGGUCCGCCUGGAGCGCGUUUACACCAGCCCCACCCCAGCGAGCGAAGAAGGGACCGGUGACGAUCCGGAAGAAUGCUACAGCAUCUGGCGCCCGGUAGCUCCCCCCGGUUACGUCACUCUGGGGUACCUGGUGGAAAAAGGCACCCGGCAGCCUCCCCCUGGCGUGGUGUGGUGCGCUCGGGAGGACCUCGUGACGACGGCGGCCGUGGGGGACUGCUUGUUCAGCCAAGCUGGCGGCAGCCCCGAUCGCCCGCCCCUCAGCCUGUGGCACAUCGAGAACAGUGCCGGAACAUUUGUUCUCCUGGAUCGCCCCGGCCCCGCACCUGAGGACGCCGCCUUCGAUCUCCGAGACAUGCUGCGCUUUGUCAGUCUAGGCCAGGCUGCCCCCCGACCUGACGCUCCGCCCCCGGGAGGAGGCGCCGGGCUCUCGCGGCUGCCCUCCCGGCAAGGCGCGACGGGCGGGGCGUCUUCUUUACCGUCGCUGGAGGACGGGGACGAAGCGGAAGACCCGGCGAUCGCUGAGAGGCGCAAGGUUUACCAAGUGGUGGCGGAGCUGCGGCGGGUGUGGUGGAGCAAGGGGAUCCCCGGGAUCAAGCCCGUGUCCAUCUGGCGGCCCGUGCCGCCCGCCGGGAGUGCUAUCUUUGGGGACGUUGCCGUGACAGGCUUCGAGCCCCCCGCCCAAGGCCUCACCGUCGUGGACGAAGGCUCCGACCGGUGGGCUUCUCCCGAGGACUACGACCUCUGUAUCGUCUUCCCCCACCCCAACUCAAAACACGCGGUGUCCAUUUGGUGGCCCCGAGCGCCGCCUGGUUACCACGCCCUGGGCUGUGUGGCUUGCCCCGGUACUCAGAAACCGGCCACGUCGCUGGUGCGCUGUGUCCGGAGGGACCUCCUGAGGCCGGUCGGGACCGCUUCCCCGCCGCUCAUGGACACGUUUGGCGUGCGGGGCCUGCCGGAACUGGGGCUGUGGCGGGUGCAGAAUGAGAUGAACACGUUCCUGGUGGGCCCGGACCAUGACCCCCCUCCACCGUACAAGGCUUUCGCUCUCAAGGACCUGUCAAGUGACCGGCCCCCCGACACGCUCGCACUUGAAGCCAAGCUCGGGUCGGUGACGCUCACGGUCUACGACGACUUCGGCGGACUGAUGACCCCGUUGCUGGAGGCGGGUCUGCGCACUUCCCAGGUGACGGUGCACGGUCGCCCCGAAAUGCUGAACGCGGUCGUGGCCACAGCAGUAGCGGCGGCGACCUUCAACCCUGGACUGGACGUCUGGGAGCCGGUCAUCGAGCCCUGGGAGGCCAUGGUCAGGUGCGAGUACGUGAACGACCCGUCGGAGCUGUCCCUCCCGGGCGUCACCCGGCUGCGGCUGUCGGCCAGCAGCGCCGUAAAUGUGAACGCGAGCAGCGCCACCGUCAGCACGCUCGUCGAGGCCGUGGCAGCAUACAACAAGGUGACGCAGAUGGAGGAGGACGCAAAGAAGGAGGGCCAGAAGCGCGUGCUGGAGAAGGGCAAACUGACAAUCGAGCGGUCGGCCCUGGAUCAGAAGAGCAAGGCGGCCGUCGCCGUGACGAACCAACUGGGGCGCGACAUGUGGGUCCGUGUGGUAGAGUCGUCCUCGGAGGAGUCUACCGGGAAGGUUGUGCGCCUGCCGAGCGGUCGGGAGACGCGGGUGGCGCUUCCUCCGCCCCAGACGCUCCAGAGGACGAGCUCUAGCAGGAGCUCCGCUCUGCUGCCCAGCGAGCGGAACGGAACGGAGCGGCUGCUGCCAAAGACGAGGCGGUUCGCGGCUGUGCGCGUCGGCAGCGCAGAGGGCCUUCCUCCAGCCAGCAGCGUCAACACCCAGGAGUUCCUCUCCGCCCUUCGCCUCGUCACUGCCGGCCUUCCGGCUUCCGGUUCCGCUUCCCCCGCCCUCGGCCGCCACUUCGUCGAACUGCUACAACACCAGAGCGCGCGCACGCGCUGCGUCGUCGGCCGCCCAAACCCCGAAACCCCGGACCUUUUGGACGUCCGCUGGGACGAGGUGUUCGUGUUCGAGCUUCCGCCGGAAGGGGAGGCGUCCGUCGAUCUCGUCGUGACGAACCAGGGCGCGAACGGCGGCCGCGGCGCGGUCGUUGGGGGAACCAGCGUUCCCGUGCCGCAGAGUAACGUGAAAGACGCGCCGGAAUGGUUUACGCUGAGAACUAGCGAUGGCGAGGAGAACGGGCGCGUGAGCGUCGCGGUGCAACUGGUGGGGCUGGAGAAGGGGGAGGGGUCGGGUGGGGAGAAGUGGAAGAGAGGGAAGAGAGUGCAGAGCAAAGAGGAAGGGCCCAGUGGGCUUCAACUGGGGCUCGGAGAGGACGGGCCGUGGAGCUCGCUGCGGUCGGUGAUUCCGGUCGGGGCGUUUGUGAGAACAGUAGGGGGAAUGCAGAUCGUAGUACAGGUGGACAUGGCCAAUGGUCGCAAGCACGUGACGCUGCGCAGCCCCGCCGUCCUCUUCAACGACAGCACGGUUUCCCUGGAAGCGUCGGUCGUGCCGCGGGCAUUGCGCGACGCGGAUGACGAAGAGAGCGACACUGCGGCGCCACAGGGGUCUCAAGGCGACCGGGACAUCACGGGGCCUCUGGAGGUGGAAGAGGAGAUCUUCGAGAACGAGCGCCUGAUUCCAUGUGUGGGCUGGGGCAAUGCCUUCUUGCCGACGGACCCGGGCCAUUGGACGAACCGGGACAACACCCAGUCCGAGCCCGAGUUCAAGGACCCGCCGCUUCCCCCCGGGUGGGAGUGGGCUGGCGACUGGCAGCUCGACACGUCCGGCAACGUGGAUUACGAGGGCUGGGCAUACGCAUGCAACUUCAGCCAGCUUCGGCGGUGGCCCCCCCGGAGCCCCAAGUACAAGUUCAAGAAGUGCUUCGAUUUUGUGCGGCGGCGGCGGUGGGUGCGCGUGCGGCGGCGCGUGCUGGACGAGUCGCUCGCGGGGAGAGUGAGCUUGGGCGUGGUGGCCGCGGGGGAGACGCUGCCGCUGCCGUGGACGGCGGUGGAUCCGAGCAAGGACUUGUGCCUGCAGGUCCGCCCCAUGCUCGGCCCAAGCCCCGACGUUCCGGCGCACCGGUGGGCGGAACCGGCAGAGGAGGCAGAAGCGGAAGACGAUUCCCCGCUCCCUCUGCGGCCUCUAUCCACCACAAGCGGCGGGCCGCGGCACCAUAAGCGGGUGGCGCCGUCGGAGUUUGUGCUGCGAGAGUUGAGCCCCACGACGCAGAUUCUGGAGAGCGAUGAGAUCACGGGGAGGGCCGCGAAAGUGCCGGGCAAGGUGUGGCUUUGCAUGACGGUGCGCGCGGACAAGCUGCAGCGGCAGACGCCGGGGCGAGACCCCGUGAACGACUGGAAGCUGCGCGUCAGCCCCGUCAUCAGCCUGGAGAACGACCUCCCCGAGGGGGGCCAAUUCACGGUGUACGAGAAGCCCCCCAGGGCUUCUUUGGAGCCCCGACAGAGCGGCGAAGUGGACAGCGGAAAGCAAGUCGGGAUUCUCGCUGCGGACGUCCGGCGCCCGGUGUUCCUCAAGUGGGAGUUCGACGGCUGGCAGAUGGAUAAGGACUCGGUCCUCAUCUCUCAUCCCGACAAGUCCCCUGAAAGGGUCCUCUCCUUGACGCAUCUAGACACAAAUAGGCACCUCCGGUUGGGGCUCGACUUCCAACCGAGCGACGGCGAGCUCCCCCGGUUGAUCCGGCUGUACGCGCCUUUCUGGCUGCAAGUGCGCCCGGGGCUCAAACUAUCCAUCCAGGUUGUCAAAGUCAGCGGCACUGUGGCCGCGGGAAAGGGCCGCGACCACUGGAUCGGGCAGGCCAUCGCCCGGGUGAACAUCGCCAAGCGGAUCGCCGAGCGGAAGGAGAACAAGCAGCAGGCGAAACAGAACCAGGUUGCCCCGGCCGACGUGGUGUCUUUCUCGCGGGUGGCCAAGGUGCUGGAAGACCUGGGCGACGUGGCGCCGUCCGAGCCCGUGCUGCUGUCCCGCGCUGCGGACGACAAGGCGGGACUGUGCGUCCGCAUGGCAGGCUCGGACGCGGACUACGGACCCGCGCUAGCGCUCGCAGAAUUGGAGGAGCAUGCGGCGGACCGCGUGGAGAUGAUGGCCCGCGGCAGCGACGGCUCGUACAUGAACGUCAUGGUGGGCAUCGAGAGCUGCCCGCUCAAGAUCGAGACGACCAGGGUCAUCAUGUUGCAGCCGCACACGCUCCUCUCGAACCAAUACGGCGAUACGAUCACGUUCCGGCAAGAGGGGACUGACAAGGAGCUUAAGCUAGACGUCGAGGCCGCCGCCGUGCCGCUGAUUUGGACGUCAACAGAACAUCCCGAGCGGAUGGAGGUCCGGGUAGGCGACCUUCCCUGGAGUCGCCCCUUCCGCACUGACGAAGACGGCACGCUCACGGUUCUCAUGGGCGACCUGACCCACCCCCUGCUGCCGCGCCUUCUGCGCAUCGAGAUCCGCACUGUCUUAGAAGAAGCGCGUUUCCUGGUCACUUUCCGUCGCCCCCCGAUUCACCCCCCCUACCGCCUCGAGAACCGCUCGGGGAAUUGCGUUCUGGAGUAUCGUCAAGGGGGGUUGCCUGAUGAGGCGCAAUGGGCCGCGCUGGACCCCCACUCGGCGGCGGCGUUCGUUUGGCAAGAUAAGGUGCAGGAGGAGAAGCGACUGGAGGUGCGGGCGCGCGUGGGGGGAGUACUGGGCGAGCCGCAGAGCUAUGACCUGGAGCGGCUUGGGAGGCUGGACAGCCUGCCAGUGCCAGGCAGUGGCACCGCCGGCGGUCCGCCCCAGCUGGAAGCGUUCCUCUACGUGGAAGGCCCGGAGCGUGUGCUGCGCUUUGUUGUCCCGGAAGGCGACCGCCAGGUGGUGACCCGCAACAGCGGCGCCGGGAAAGUAGGCGAGCUGGCCUCCGACUGGGUGGGGGCCACGCCGGAGGACUCGCUCGGAACCUCGCAGGCGAGCGCCCACUUGCUUGACGUCAGCGUGGACGUCCCGGAGCUGGGCCUGUCCGUGAUCGACCACGUGCCCCAGGAGCUGCUGUACUGCCACGUGGCAAGCCUGCAGCUGGGCUAUACCACAGGGCUCGGGAAGGGCGUUACACGCACGCGGCUGCAGCUGCGCCACUUCCAGGUCGACAACCAGUUGCCCUGGUCGCCUCUUCCGGUCCUCCUCGCCCCGGAGCCGGAGGACGCACACUCGGGCACUCCCCCCAGUUGGGUCCUCCAAGUAACCAUCAUCUCCAAAGAAGAGCCCGGCCACACCGCGCAAGAGUACCCCUACAUCGGUCUCCACACCCCCGACAUCGCCUGGAACAUCGCCAUCCACGAACCGAUCGUCUGGCGGCUGCUCGACUUCUACGAGAAGCUAGGGCUGGACCGCCUGGGGGGAUCCCCCGAGCCCGGCCAGCAGCAGGCGGCGACCGUUGAUCCGUACAUUGGGGUUCAUCUGCUCGACUUUAGUGAGCACCGGUUGAAGCUGACGACCGAAAUGGCGCCCGGACAGCGUCCCCCGGGCGCGCUCGGCGUGUGGGGCCCGCUGCUGACGGCGCUCGGGAACACGAACGCGAUGCACCUGGUGUUCCACGCGGUCGUCCGGGAGAACUUGUUCAUGCGCCGCUCCGAGUUCGUGAACGCCAUGAUCGCCCACGUGGCGCGGGACCUUCUCUCCCAGCCCCUUCGUCUCCUCACCGGCGUUGACGUUCUGGGCAACACCAGCAGCACGCUCGGUCAGGCGGGCCGCAUCCUUGCGGACGCUUCCAUGGACCGCGUCUUCGUCCGGCGCCGCAACCGGGCGGAGCGCAUGAGCAACGUGGAAGGCUUGGGGUCCGGUAUUAAGGAAGGCGCGCGCGCACUUGGGCGAGCGCUGGCCCGGGGCAUCUACGGCACCGUCGCGAGGCCGGUCCAGGGCGCGUCCCGCGACGGUUUGGAGGGCUUCAGCCAGGGCUGCCUGCAGGGCUUCGUGGGCUGUCUCCUGCUGCCCGCGUCCGGAUGUCUUGACUUAGCGUCCAAAACCACGGACGGCAUCGAUACGACUUGGGUCAAGCUCCUGAGCGGGAACAAGGGCAAACAGCGCGUGCGGCUGCCACGUGCCUUCACGGCGGACGGGGUGCUGCGGCCGUACGACGAGGAGCAGGCACGGGGCCAGGCGGUCCUCCACGCGGUCCAGUUGAAGCACAAGGUGGCCCUCACCGACUUCUACGAGGCCCACUUUUGGCUGGUCAAGCAGCGGACGCUGAUCCUCACCAACCACCGGAUGCUGCUGGUACAGGGCGACACCGUUCUGUGGACCGUCACCUGGGACGAGUACCUGGCGCUUGAGCUGGCUGACGUCGGCCCGGACGUCAGCACCAGGCCGCCUCGGGUGAUCGUCCACCUGCGGCAUUGGCAGCACGCGCGGUCGGUCUUCGAAAGGAAGGCGCUCAUGCGGAGCAUCCGGUGCCAGCCUGGCACCUCCCAGGCCCGCCACGUGUACGCUGCGAUAAAGAGGGCGCAUGCCAAAUUUGGGCCGCAGGAGAAGGAAGCCGUAACGGGGAUCGGGCUCACGCACCGCCGCCGUCCUCUUUACCGCGCCGGCAAGUCGGGCCUGCGCAUGAUCCCCGACCUGGACAAGGAGGAGCCGCGCCGCGCGCCGCUGGAAAUCACGGCGGGUCCGUCGGAGAGUGCCACGAAGACCCCUGUCGAGCACUUCGAGCUCAUUUGGUGGAACAAAGACGCCCAGGAGGCAGGCGCGGCGCUGGGAUGCCUCCCCUGCUGCAGCGGCCCGCAACCGCUCUCCCACAACGCCGGGCCGGUGGCCAUCUGGCGACCCGUGCCUCCCCCCGGAUAUGUCACGCUGGGCAACGUUCUGACUCGUGACUUCGACCCCCCGGGCUCGGUUCCCGCCUACCGGGACGAUCACGGCCGGGAGACGCCCCUCUUUGCUGCUCCGACCGAAUAUGACCUGAUCUACCGUGACGUCGGGACUCCCGGCUACACCCCGCUCACCCUGUGGGCGCCUCGGGCGCCGGAGGGAUACGUCCCUGGAGGCCACGUGGCGGUUGCCGGUUGGGAGGAACCGCCAAGGGACUUCGCCACGUGUAUCCACAGCGAAGCGGCCGAACCGGUCUCUGUCAACGGAAGCAAUCCGAUAUGGCAGCCGAGCCGCGAGCUGGCGUCCCUAUGGCCGUGCAAUGUGUGGGGAACCGACAGCCCAGGAAACACCUUCAUCGCCCACAGAGGGCAAGACCCUCCGCCACCCGCGCGCUUAUAUAAGCUUCGAGAGUGACUUCGGUACCUAAGUUGGCAAAGACGUAUGCACAAAUGCUGCGCAUACCAGAGUCCGCCAUAGGAGGCCAUAUAUGAAAGAAUCCGCCAGUGCAGCUCGCGUGAAAUGGCUUUAUAGAUUUUGAUGCACUAGGCUUUUUACAGAGACAAUUGCACUUUCAAUGUCCGAGCGCCGAUAGAAGUUAUCUUACAAGUAUGUGGAUGCUUAAAGCUAAUCAUCU